AUGGCGCAGCUCCUGCUCGACCUGACCCCCCACCUGGGCGUGCGGCUGUCGGUCGGCCACUGCGACCACCGCAUCCGCGCCGACUCAGCGGCCUGCGCCGCCUACGUGGGGCGGUGGGCGGCCGAGAGGGGCCUCGAGUGCUUCCAGGAGGUGGCAGAUGCAGCCCCAACCAACGAGGGCAUCGCGCGCGAGUGGCGCUACGGCGCCCUCGAGCGCCUCGCGCGCAAGGCCGGCUGCAGCCACGUCGCUGUCGGCCACACCGCCACCGACCGCGCGGAGACAAUGCUGCUCAACAUGAUGCGCGGCACAGGCACGGCCGGCCUGGCCUCAAUGCGGUGGCAGCGGCCGCUGGGCGGCGUGCCGGCCGAGGGCCGCAGCGGCGGGGGCGACGACUUGGGCGGCAGCGGCGGGAAGCUGGUGCUAGUGCGGCCGCUGCUGGACGUCACGCGGGAGCGGACCGGGGAGGAGUGCCGCCGGCGCCAACUCGGGGUGAGGGAGGUGGUGCCCUGGGAGGACCCCACAAACUACGACGUCCGGAUAGCGCGCAACGCGGUGCGCCACCGCAUCCUGCCUAUCAUGGGGAGCAUCAACUCGCGCGCGGUGGAGCACAUGGCCUCGUUGGCAGAGGCGCUGGGGGCUGACGUGGAGUUCCUCGAGGAAGCCGCCCGGAAGCUGCUGCUGCAGGCGCGCGAGCUGGCGGCCGUGCGCGCCGCGCAAGCGGCGGCGGCGGGCGAACCGUGGCCGCCGCGGCGGCCGCUGCGGCGGCGGCCGCAGGCGAGCGUGGCCCUGCAGGGGGCUGGCCCGUCGCGGGCCAUGGAAGUAUGCACCGUUGAGGAUGGCAGCCGUUUGCAGCGCGAACGCGCAGAGGACAGCGGCGAGGAGGGCGCCAGCGGCGGAUGCAGCACUCGGGACAGUGCCAGUCGCAGCGGCAGCAGCGGCGCCUGCUGCUGCGAAGUCUGUUCGGGCGUCGAUGGCGCCCUUGACCGGGCCCACCUGCUGACCGGUCACAAAGCAAUGCAGCGGCGGGCGCUGCUGCUGUGGUUGCGCGGGCACAUGGGCUCCGCGCCCACGUUUGAGUUGGUGGAGGAGGCGCGGCGCCUGUUGGACGCAGCGAGCGGCAGCAGGAGCAGCACCCUGAGGGGGGGCGGCGAGCUGGUGGUGCAGGGUCCCCUGCUGCUGCUGCGUGGCAGGUGCCGGGCCGAGGGCGAGGGUGUCGCGCAUGCGGCAGGGGCUGAGCCAGGGGAGGCACGCAGCGCGGACCCUCCUGUUGCCACUGUGUGGCGCAGCCGCGCCGGCCUUGCUGAUCUGGCGCCGCCUCACAGCAAGAAGGUAUCUGCCAGGUGA
Molecule: messenger RNA, 1344 nt
Organism: Monoraphidium neglectum
Lineage: Eukaryota; Viridiplantae; Chlorophyta; Chlorophyceae; Sphaeropleales; Selenastraceae
Product: tRNA(Ile)-lysidine synthase
Exons: 3
Coding region: 1-1344 (447 amino acids)
Biological process (GO): tRNA processing
Cellular component (GO): cytoplasm
Molecular function (GO): ligase activity, forming carbon-nitrogen bonds; ATP binding
Source: RefSeq, a predicted model, not a curated record